UCACCUCUCACGGCUGCAGCAGGUGAUCCAUGGAGGAGACACAGACACAGACACAGAGCCGACGCGUGGAGGAGAUACCGGAGCUGGACGGACUGGAAUCAGGAUGGUCUAUACCGCUGCGCUGCUCUUUGGACACGGAGUGCCCGUUCUGUCGGAGGAAGAAAGCGUCGUAGAGAUGAUAGGAAAGUAUUUCCUCCAGCUCACCUCCCCGGGCCGAGGGACGAGCUCUGCCCGGCGGGGGAGCGUCGACAGCUGCGACGAGACAGAGAAAUACUCGCCUUUUGCCAACAUGGACGCUGGUUUGGAGCAUGAAGAGAGGCUCCUGCAGCAAGAUGUGACCCGGCAGAUAGAGCGCUGCUUGACAGAGGCCAAAGCUUCCACCCUCCACUGCCAGAUGCUGCUGCUACCUCACCGGAUGACCUCCAGGGUCGGCCAGGACGUGGUCCGCUCCUCUGUCGAUGAGCCCUGCGGGCUCCGGGGCGCAUCCAUCAAAGUCUAUGUGGAAGGCAGAGAUGGCCUAAAGUCAGCAGGGAGCAUCCUCCUGGACCCGAGUGUCACCCCAACAUUCGAACUGUCUGUGAUCUUCAAGGCAGACAAGGACGACGGCUGGCCACCGCUCAAGCACAUAUUUGAUACCAACAAAGUGUUGAAGCUCAGACCAGAGUACCGGCUGGUGAAGAGGAAGCUCUACUCUUCAGCUAGCCCUGUCAUCCAUGAUUUCAGCUAGGAGGAAGUUAAGAAUGUAUACCUGUGUUACCAUACCUCUUUUUUUUUCGUUUGUUUGAAUUUUAUUCUCAACUUUGUCAGGUGAAAGUUUGGCCUGGACUGCACUGGAGUUUUGCGGUGUCAUAUUUCGUAUCUAAAGAAUCGGAUUGUUCUUUAUUCAUGUAUGAAUGUCUAACUUGGAGCAGAAGUGUCAAACUGCUUGUUUACCUAAUGCAUACAGUAUUUUGCACAGAAUGGAUUAAUGUUAAGUGUUCACUCUAAACUGAAAAACUUCCUUCCAGGAUUGGGCGGGUCUCACUCCUGAAUUGUGCUGUACUUUUUAUAUUUAUGCAUUUGUAAAAUAAAUAUUUCACA
Messenger RNA from Anoplopoma fimbria (sablefish), 1080 nucleotides. RefSeq names its product DNA damage-inducible transcript 4-like protein-like. Gene Ontology annotation, biological process: negative regulation of signal transduction. The coding region runs from base 104 to 727 and encodes 207 amino acids. The record is from RefSeq and is a predicted model, not a curated record. Gene Ontology annotation, cellular component: cytoplasm. NCBI's taxonomy places the organism in Eukaryota, Metazoa, Chordata, Actinopteri, Perciformes, Anoplopomatidae. The transcript has 2 exons.